GUAAAUAUAUUAUAUUAGUUACUUAAAAUUUAAAUAUGCGACAUCGUCUAAUAGAGAACCUAAACCCAGAACACGAAAUCUUAAUCCGCAUCUGUAACCUUAUAAUUUCGAAAAUUACUUCCGCUAUUAACACAGCAUUAUUUAAUUGAAUGUAGGAGUGAGACCAAGUAACCGAAUCGUUAUUAGUAUGGACAAUUCUGGAAAUUUUGGCAAAUUGCUAUUUUUUAACUGCAUAAUGUGACAGUAAUUGGUGAUGGUGAAGUCUUAGGAUGAUUAGUUGGCAUAAUGGUGGGAUUGUUGGAACUAUACUAAGUCAAAAGAAUUUUCGACUAAUCUUCAACAAUUUAUUUUUUAUUAUUCAAUAAAAAUUAGAAAUUAUGGAUUCCUCAAAAAUUAAGAAAAGAAGAUUAAAUCCUAGAGAUUCGGCCAAUAUUUGGUCCUUGGUUACAUUUAGCUACAUAACAGAUCUCUUAAAACGAGGCGUGCAGAAAGAUUUAAAAGAAGAGGACCUCUAUGAAGUUUCAAAAAAUUGUGCAUCCAAACAUUGUGCCGAACAAAUUGAAAAGAAAUGGAAAAAGGGAAAAAAAGAUGGAAAAUAUCCUUCUCUCUUUCUAACCUUGUGUAAAGUUUUUGGAUGGAAGUAUUUUCUUUGGGGAAUAACUCAAUUGUUUUGUGAAUUAUUCAGAAGCAUUUUUGAACCCAACGCCAUCACAAACUUGGUUUCCUACUUUCAACCAGGACAAACAAAACUAUCCAAAUCCGACGCUUAUUUCAACGCUGCCAUCUUACUAUUCUCCAACUUUUUGCAGAAAAUAUACUUCUUCAACUACGAUCUCUUCCUGUUUAUAAUGGGUAUACAAGUCAGAACAGCUUUGUGUUCGCUUUUGUUCAGAAAAGUCCUCAAGCUCAGCCCUGCGGCCAUGACCAAAGCAAGUUUGGGAAAUAUUGUGACGUUGAUAACCAAAGAUGUCCAGCAAAUCAGAAGAUCUAUGUUUGCUUUUAAUGAUAUCUGGGUAUUUACUGUAGUUAUUAGUGUCACAUGUUAUUUACUAUAUGCUCGGCUUGGUGUACUCACGUUUUUUGCAGUGGGUAUGCACUUUUGCAUUAUUCCCAUAGAAUUUUUUCUUGGUAAAAUGGUGACUAAAAUGCGCAACGAAACAAGUGAGAUGACCGACGAAAGAAUACAAGUUAGUCAGGAAGUACUAUCUGCAACAAAAAUCAUUAAAAUGUAUACUUGGGAAGAUUACUUUUACCAAAAAAUUAACUUGGCUAGAACGAGAGAAGUAGCAAAAAUGGUUAUAGUUUUCUAUCUGCGUAUGAUACUAAUGCUAUUGGGUGCUAUCUCAACCAAAAUCGGCUUCUACUUAAUGAUUAUGGGUUAUAUUUGGAUGGAACAACCGCCAGAUGCCUCUAUAAUCUUCUUCAUAACUGCCCAUUAUGACAACAUCGUAAUAUUUUUUGGAUAUCUUCUUCCAGAAGCUGUAGGAAGAUUUGCAGAAUUGUCUGUCACAAUUAAAAGAGUCAAUAGAGUACUGAUAGCCGAAGAACUAGAUCAAGACCAUCAAAGUAAACAAAACAAUGUUAAGCCAUAUGUAGAGUUAAAAAACAUUACAGUUUGUGUAGGAAAAGAAGAAGUAUUGUCAAAAAUCAGUUUUAAGGUUGAUUCUGGACUAACGUUGGUUACCGGUAAAGUAGGAUCUAGUAAAAGUACCCUACUAAAAGCAAUAUUACAAGAGUACCCUUUAAGUAGUGGUGAAGUUGUUUGUAGCGGAACUGUAUCAUAUGCCUCCCAACAUCCAUGGUGUUUUCCAAGUACUAUCAAGCAAAAUAUUUUAUUUGGUGAGAAGUACAAUGAAAAGAGGUACCAAGAAGUAUUAAAAGUUUGCGCACUAGAAUAUGACUUAAACUUAUUUGAAAAGGGAGACGAAACGAUCCUGACAGAUAAUGGCCAAAACUUAAGCAAAGGCCAACAAGCCAGAGUCAAUCUGUCUAGAGCAAUAUACAGACAAGCUGACAUUUACCUCUUGGAUGACUGUCUUUCAGCUUUAGAUGCACACGUUCAUAAGUUCAUCUUCAAAAAGUGCAUUAAAGAGUUUUUAAAGGAAAAGAUAUGCAUUUUAGUUACCCAAUCUAAAUCUACGCUAACACAAGCAGAUGCUGUUUAUGUACUGGAUAAAGGACACAUUAUAGGGAGCUAUAACCCUCAGGAAAACACUGAAAAGGAAGUAAAUAAUUUCGCAGAUACCAUAUAUAAAACGAAAGAAUUUUUAAUCAAAGAAAAUGGAUUAAUGGAGUCUAUGGAGGUUGACAGAUUUCUGGAAACCGAGCAAAGUAACUAUAAAAAUAUAUAUGAAGAAGAAAUGAAGAAAGGUGCCGUAGAUAAAUCUGUCUAUAUUAAAUAUAUAUCUUAUGGGGGAGGAGCUGCCCUGUUUACAUUUGCUUUGUUGCUAAUUGGUUCAAAGCAAGCUGCUGAAAGUUACUCCGAAAAGUUGAUAUCUGUGUGGAGCGAUGAUAAACAGAAAGUUCUUAACAUAAAAGCCAACAUAUCUAACAUUAUUGGCCAAAAUAUAACCCAACUAUCUACAAACCUAACACAAGCUGAAGUUCAAGCUGCUUCUACAUUCCAAAUGUAUACCGUGAUGGUAAUACUCUCCUUAGUUCUAGAACUACUCAAAACCUUCGCUUUUCUAGACUUUUGCAAAAGGGCAUCGAUAAAUAUACAUAAAGCGAUGAUAAAGAAUGUACUACAUUCAGUGAUGGCUUUCUUCGAUACACACUUUAUUGGUAAUAUAUUAAACAGGUUUUCCCAGGAUGUGAUUAAUGUUGAUGAGAAUUUACCCUUUCAGUUGUUAAAUUGUCUAGAGGUAGCAAUCAAUGUUGGUGCAGCUGCUACUUUACUUAUGACAGUAAAUCCAUAUUUUUUCUUUUAUAUAUCAGUAACGUUUGGAGUAAUGUUAUUAUUUUUAAAGCUAUAUCUUCCAAUAACCAGAAAUUUGCGAAGACUUGAAGCUUCAACAAGAAGUCCAAUGAUAGGUCAUUUAAAUGCUGCUCUGGAAGGUGUUACCACUGUUAGAGCCUAUAAAGCAGAAAAUAUGAUCAUCGAUGAGUACGAGAGGCAUCAAGACGUUUUCACUUCGGCCCACUACAGUCUACUGUGUUUCAAGUUCGGAAUGGGAUUCUACAUGAGCAUGUUGGCUGGUGUUAUGGUGACGCUGGUCAUUUGUAGUUUCGUUCUUUUUGAAACAGAUGCCACAGCUGGAAGCAUUGGUUUAGCCUUGACCCAAGUGAUAUAUUUAGGUGCUCUAAUACAAGGAGCAGUGAGAUGUUGGGCUGAUUUGGAAACUUUAAUGACAGCUACUGAACGAGCCCUGGAAUAUACCGGAUUAAAGUCUGAAACAACACAAGGCAGCGUACCAAAACAUUGGCCUAAAGACGGAACCAUAAGUUUCCAAAAUGUUAGUUUAUCUUAUAAUUCUACUCAAAGAAUUUUGAACAAUUUGAGUUUUCAAGUUCAGGCGAAAGAAAAAAUUGGAAUAGUAGGCCGAACAGGGGCUGGGAAGUCCUCCAUAAUAUCCACAAUAUUUAGACUCUAUGAAGUAGACGGUAAAAUAACCAUCGAUGGAGUUGAUAUAAAGCUACUACCCUUAAAACAUUUACGAAAACAUCUAGCAAUUAUCCCGCAAGAUCCUAUUCUCUUUUCUGGUACUAUUCGAUCUAAUUUAGAUCCAUUUGGUGAGUUUCAAGAAAAAGAUCUUUGGGAAGCUUUAGAAAAAGCCAAUCUAAAGACUUCUAUAACAAAUUUAGAUAUCAAAGUUAGCAGUUAUGCUUCUAAUUUCAGCCUUGGUCAAAAGCAAAUGGUUUGCUUAGCACGAGCUAUAUUAAUUAAAUCGAAGAUAGUUAUUUUAGACGAAGCUACAUCUACUAUGGAUCAUGAAACAGAAAAUCUAAUACAAGAAACUAUUAAACAUAACUUUUCUGAUAGUACUGUCCUCACAAUCGCUCAUAGAUUGCAGUCUAUAUUAGAAUGUGAUAAGGUGUUGGUACUGGAUCGAGGACAGAUAAAAGAGUUUGGUACUCCAAAGGAGUUGCUGGAAAAUAAAAUAGGACACUUUAGUAAAAUGGUAGCACAGGGUGAUAUGUCCAGUUAACGUGUAUUAAUUUAAGUAAUAUUUUACGGCUAUAGAAGGUAUUGUUAUAUUCUACCGACAACGAUAUACCAGUAUUAUCCCUCAUUUUUUUUGUCAUGGUAAACUACAACAGAAAAUUGAAAUGCUAUGGUAAAAUAAUAUUUUAGUUAGCUGUGAUAGUCAAAUGGCGCCCCACGUUGGGCGCCAUUUAAACCAAUAAAAACAAUAGAAGAAGUUAAGAAAUUAAUAAAUUAAUAAUAAUAAUGAAUAAAUUAUUUGAAAAUAACAUAAUAACAAAGAUGUGACGUUUAUAAAGUUACAAUUUGAUAAAUUUUAUUAUAGAAAUAUAAUAAUCUAAAGCCAAAGCAAAAUAACAAGGGGAACAGAUUAAAAGGUUAAAACUAAAAUAAGUUUUUGUAUACAAAUUUCAACUUUAAAGCUUUGUAUCUGAUACAUUUAAAAUUUUAAGGAUGUAUAUUAAUAAAAAAUUUAUUAAUAUCCUUUAUAAUAGGAACAAUCUGACUUCUCGUAUGGUGUAUUUCUCAUUGUGUAUUUUCGCGCAAGGUCACCCGCCAGCUAUAGCUUGUCGGAUUGUAUAUAUUUAUUAAAAUCCCUUAAAGGGUUACUUCAAAAUCGCACAACGUUUUCGGUUUGAAAAGAUCAUCUUCCGUAUAUACCUUUUAUAAAGGAUUUUAAUUUUUUUUGCAAUUAAUGCUAUACAACCAGCUACAGGAAAUUUUUUCUUGCGGAUUUGGCAUAUUAAUGUAUAUCGAAAUUAAUAAAAUAACAAUAACUAUUUAAUGUAGAGCGUGGUAGUUAAAAUAUAAGAAUACUCGUUGUUACUAGUAUCAAUAUUUUAUAUGGUAUGGUUCUUAUAUAAUUUUAUUUUUUAGUCUGUUGUUGAUGGUCUGGUAAUACGAUAAAAUGUUUUUAUAUUUAUAAAAAAAAUAAAGGUUUAUCUAAAAUAAAA
Diabrotica virgifera virgifera (western corn rootworm) is the source of this 5097-nucleotide messenger RNA. RefSeq names its product ATP-binding cassette sub-family C member 4. The record is from RefSeq and is a predicted model, not a curated record. Gene Ontology annotation, cellular component: membrane. Gene Ontology annotation, biological process: transmembrane transport. The coding region runs from base 378 to 4148 and encodes 1256 amino acids. Gene Ontology annotation, molecular function: ATP binding; ABC-type transporter activity; ATP hydrolysis activity. NCBI's taxonomy places the organism in Eukaryota, Metazoa, Arthropoda, Insecta, Coleoptera, Chrysomelidae. The transcript has 11 exons.